This is a messenger RNA of Stylonychia lemnae, 1125 nucleotides long. Lineage: Eukaryota; Ciliophora; Spirotrichea; Sporadotrichida; Oxytrichidae. The record is from the annotation of a GenBank genome assembly.
AUGAAAUCAAAUUCUGUUCUCAUCACCUUAUUAGCAGCUACUUUGUUAUUGCUUACUCAUCAGAAACCUCAGUUGAAAUUCAAUGCAUUAGGCAAAUUUAAAAUUCUCUAACUCACAGAUAUUCACCUCGGAGAAAGAGAGGAUCUUGACAUUAGAACUCUCGAAGUUAUUAGAACUGUUAUUGAGAAAGAAAAACCAGAGAUGGUAUUUAUUUCCGGAGAUGCAGUAUCAGGGUACGCUUGGGAUAAGAACACAACUGGGUGGUUUGAUUAUUAAUUCAGAAAAUUAGAGAGAGUGCUGGCAGAGUUUAAAAUGCCUUGGGCAUUUACAGCUGGUAAUCAUGACGCAGAAGGUGAUUACGAUAGAUAAUAAAUUUCUAAUUUAAUAAGAUCAUUUGAGAAUAGUGUAACUUUACCGAAUGCCGGUAAACUCUCCCAUGAGUUUAACUAUGUGCUACCAGUAUACAGUAAUGACGGUAAAAAUAUAGAAUUUAGGCUAUGGUCAAUUGAUACUGGUGCCUCCUAUGGAUGCAUGGGAUCUCAUGGAUAUGACUGUGUAAGAGAUGACUAGAUCUAGUGGUUCAGACAAGCUAAUCAAAACAUUUCAUCUGAUGAUCCUACUAAAGGAAAGGCCAUUCUUUUCACUCAUAUUCCUAUGCAUGAAUACAUGAACUUGUAUAACUAUAAUGAUAUCUUCGGUUUGAAGGGAGAAGAGGUUUGCUGUCCAGCUGUGAAUACUGGAUUAUUUAGUGCUAUAGUUGAAGACAAGACGGUGGAGUGGGUAACCUGCGGUCAUGAUCAUAACAAUGACUAUCAUGGAACUUGGGAGGGAAUACACCUAGCAUAUGGUAGAAAAACAGGAUACGCUUCCUAUGGUCCCCAAAGCUUUCUAAGAGGAAGCAGAAUUUUUGAGAUUACUCUAAACCCAUAUAAAAUUGACACUUGGAUUAGAUAAGAAGAUGGAACUGUCGAUAAAAAGGAUGGCUAUACAUAAAAAGUUUUAAAGGCAACAAGUCAAUAGUACUGCUGUGGUUUAACUGUUAUUAAUAACGAUGAAAGUCAAUCAAUGAAAAUCGCAGCUAAUUUGCUUUUGAUUAUUGGAGCUCUCGUAAUUUCUCUGAGUUGA